Pogona vitticeps (central bearded dragon) is the source of this 3913-nucleotide messenger RNA. The record is from RefSeq and is a predicted model, not a curated record. Lineage: Eukaryota; Metazoa; Chordata; Lepidosauria; Squamata; Agamidae.
AUGUAUGGCCGCUACACGCAGGACCUAGGAGCUUUUGCCAAGGACGAAGCGGCUCGCAUCCGGCUGCAGCAGGAGCGCUGGAAGCCCCCGAAGGAUCGUUUGCGCCCUUCAGAGCUGCUGGAAUACGACCAGAGUCGCUGUGCACGUUGCCGUAUCUGCACAGUGCGAUGCCAAAAAUUCCUCAUCUCCAAAGUGGGUGAAGACUGGAUCUUUCUAAUCCUCCUGGGAUUGGUUAUGGCCUUGGUGAGCUGGGCCAUGGACUUUGCCAUAGCCACCUGUCUACAAGCCCAGAAAUGGAUGUACGGCGGUCUCAACACCAACAUCUUUCUGCAGUACAUGGCCUGGGUCACCUACCCAGUUGUGCUCAUCACGUUCUCAGCUGGCUUCACCCAGAUCUUGGCUCCACAGGCUGUGGGUUCUGGCAUUCCUGAAAUGAAGACCAUCCUCCGGGGCGUGGUGCUGAAAGAGUAUCUGACUCUGAAGACGUUUGUGGCCAAAGUGAUUGGCUUGACCUGUGCUUUGGGUAGCGGGAUGCCUUUGGGUAAAGAGGGACCCUUCGUCCAUAUAGCCAGCAUGUGCGCAGCCCUCCUCAGCAAGUUUCUCUCGCUUUUUGGUGGCAUCUACGAGAAUGAAUCGCGCAACAUUGAGAUGCUGGCGGCCGCCUGCGCGGUGGGUGUCGGCUGCUGUUUUGCUGCCCCCAUUGGAGGCGUCCUCUUCAGCAUAGAAGUCACGUCAACCUUCUUCGCUGUCCGGAACUAUUGGCGCGGCUUUUUUGCAGCCACUUUCAGCGCAUUCAUCUUCCGAGUGCUUGCCGUCUGGAACAAGGAUGAAGAAACCAUCACAGCCCUUUUCAAAACUCGCUUCCGGUUGGAUUUUCCCUUCGACCUGCAAGAGUUGCCAGCCUUUGCUGUCAUUGGGAUCGCCAGCGGCUUUGGCGGGGCACUGUUUGUCUAUUUCAACCGCAAGAUUGUGCAGUUUAUGCGCAAGCAAAAAGCUAUCAACCGCUUCCUGAUGAAAAAACGCCUGCUUUUCCCUGCGCUCGUGACUCUCCUCAUAGCAACGCUGACCUUCCCGCCUGGCUUUGGGCAAUUCAUGGCUGGCCAGCUGACGCAGAAGGAGACCCUCGUGACCCUGUUCGAUAACCGUACGUGGGCCAAUCAGGGCUUGGCAGAAGAGUUUGAAUACAUCGAUGUCUCUGGAGCAUGGAAGCACCCACAUGCCAAUGUCUUUGUCACUCUGGUGGUUUUCAUCCUUAUGAAGUUCUGGAUGUCUGCCUUGGCCACAACAAUCCCAGUGCCCUGUGGGGCAUUCAUGCCAGUCUUUGUCAUUGGUGCCGCCUUUGGGCGACUGGUGGGCGAGAGCAUGGCAGCCUGGUUCCCCGAUGGCAUCCAUACAGACAGCAACAGCUACCGCAUUGUGCCGGGAGGAUACGCAGUGGUGGGCGCGGCCGCCCUCUCCGGUGCCGUCACUCACACGGUCUCCACCGCGGUCAUUGUUUUUGAGCUGACUGGACAGAUCUCCCACAUCCUGCCAGUCAUGAUCGCGGUGAUCCUGGCCAACGCGGUAGCCCAGAGCCUGCAGCCCUCCCUCUACGACAGCAUCAUCCGGAUCAAGAAGCUGCCGUAUUUGCCCGAGCUGGGCUGGGGACAUCAGGAGAAGUACAACAUACGGGUCGAAGACAUCAUGGUGCGUGAUGUGCGCUACAUCACCCUGAAUUGCAAGUACCACGAUCUUCAAGAUGUGCUCCACAGUACGAAGAUGAAAAGUCUGGCUUUGGUGGAAUCAGCCGAGUCCAUGAUCUUGCUGGGCUCCAUCGAGCGCACGCAGAUCGUGGCCCUUCUGAACGAGCAGCUGAGCUACGCACGGCGCCUGCAGCACCUGAGGGAGAAAGCCCAGUCUGAACGGCGAAGCACCGAGAAGAUUCCGGAAGGCGAGGAGCCUCACCAGACACCGGACACGGGCGUGCGCUUUCAAAUCAGCACAGAGGAGUCCUCGUUCGCCCCGCCACGAAAUGAUUCCCGCAAACCUUUGAAGCCGGCCUUAAAACGAGCCCCCAGCACUUUAUCCGAGAGUCCUUCCUCUGGAAAUAUGGAAACCCCGGGGAUUGCCUUGAGGAGCCUUUUCUGUGCUAACACCACUACGGCGGAGCCUUCUGAGGAGAAUCCGGGCGCGUCAGAAAAGCGCAAGUCGAAGCGCGUCCGCAUUUCUGUGGCGGAUGAAUGCGAAGUGAUUGGCGAGAUGACCCCGGCAGAGAUCCUGGAGUGGGAGGACCAGCAGCUCAAUCAGUUUGUCAACUUCAACAACUGCAAGAUUGAUCCUGCCCCCUUCCAGCUAGUAGAACGCACUUCUUUGCACAAGACGCACACCAUCUUCUCCCUCCUGGGUGUGGACCACGCCUACGUCACCAGCAUCGGGCGCCUGAUUGGCAUGGUGUCCCUCAAGGAGUUGCGGAAAGCCAUCGAGGGCUCCGUGACCGCCAAGGGCGUCAAGGUCCGGCCUCCGCUGGCCAGCUUCCGGGACAGCACCACCAGCAGUAGCGAGACAGAGGCCACGGAGAUCCACCAGCUGUGGGACCGGCGCCACCGGCACUCCAUUCCGCGCGAGUCCAGCCCUUCGGAGAGUGACGACAAGUGCCAGUGAGGUCUGAGGGUCUCCCGCUGACCCGCCAGAGGGUCAUGCCUGCUUCGUUCCAGCUGAAUCCUCCUGCGGCUGAAGGUCUUUCUUUGACUUUCCGGUCAAGAGACUCCAGGAAGGCCGCCAGGCCAGACCAGAGAGCCGCCUCAAGGCUCGGAGGAACCGAGAGCAGGACCGCUCCCCAGUAUAAAACUGCAGGCCUGCCUCCUAUCCUCCUGCUCCAGCGGGGUGGAGAGUGCCGAACAGACUCCAGUGGACGAGGUGGGGAGGCCCCCCACCCCACUGCGGCCCACGUCUCCGGAGGGCGUUGACGUCCUGGAACGAAUGAGCACAAUCCUCUUGCAUCCUUAAAGCCAAAGCCACCCCCAGUCUCCAGACUCGGAUCUGGUUUUCCCAGCAGCCCCUCGAACCCUUGUCCUGCCUCUUGGGGUCUGCACAGGGCUUUCCCGGCCGAGCCCCGUCCAGCUUCUCCGGUAGCCUUUCCUCUGCCUGGUGCCGGAGGCCCAUCGGAGGAGAACAAAGCCGUCCGUCCGAAAGAGGGAGGACUGGAAGGGGAAAAUCUAUGAAAUGGCUUCGGGAUUGUUUGUUUUGUGUUGUUUUUAAUCUCUUCUAAUCAUCUCUGCACAGCCCGGCCCAGAACUCAGAACCGUUCGUCCUGCUGUGGGGGCUGCCACGUGUCGCGGCCGUGCAAGAUGGCGCGUGAUGCUGGGAGCGGUCGUUCCCAAAGGGAACCUCUUCCUGGAUGUCGUGGCUGUGGGGCCACAUUCUAGCACAACAUUCCCCAAACGGGCGCACUCCUGAAGCCACAGACAACAACACUCAUCAUCCCCAGUAGGCACAGUGGUUGGAGGCUCGUGGUUGAGCACCUGCCAGGGGCAUCAAGCGGCCCUGGCCCCUCCGUCUUUCCAUGGCCAUCACUCUCUCUUCUCUGACCCUGUGAUCCGUCUGUAUUCCAUUCGGGCUUUGUGGCCGUCUAGCUUAGAAGGGUUUCUGCUUGAUAACAGAGAGGGCUUCCCCCCCACCUCUCUUUUUCUCUCCCCCUUUUGAUUAGUAAGUGUCUCUGAGGACCCAAUAAGGCGAACACUGGAUCUCUCGCUCCCCUGAGCCCUGGGGAGCCCCUUUCUCGUCCUGCUUCCCCCCCCCCCAAAAAAAAGACUCUGAUCUGGAACCCUUUCCCUCCUCUCUCUCUUGAAUCUAGGGAUGGGAAGAGAAACGGGGAGGGGGGGCUGAGAUGUAAAUACAGAUGUUUUUAUAUUAAUUUAAUUUUUAAAAAGAGAGA